UUUUUGUCCAUAGAGUGCUACGCACAAACCACGCACGCCGCCGCCGCCGCCGCCGCUACACACUGCUUUGCGUACUCCGCGGCAACGAACCAGCCAGCCAGCCAGUCAUUCACUCGCAGUCGGUCGUCCAGCAGUAACGCAGCACCGCCGGUGAUACCGCCGUCCGUAACUCAUCGCACCGGUUUUUUAUUUAUUUAUUUUUUUUUUUUUUUUUGUACUAUUAAUUUUUUGUUUUUUUCACCAGUCGUUUUCGACAUACGUACGUGUCGACGAAUAAAUAUUAUAAUUAUCCGCAAAAUAACUACUGCGCAUACCUACGUACAAUAUUUAAACAGUGAGACGACGAUGUUGCGAUCGCAAUAAACGUUCUCCCAAAGUCUCUCCGAUAAUCCGACGAGACAAUAAUAUUAUUGUACUUCUCCGCCCGAGGAGGAUUUCCGCGGCACACGCGCAAAAACAACCGGUCUCUCGCGGCGGUCUUCCGCGUCCGCACACGUCGUCGCCGGAGCAGCGACCGGUAACACGCUCGCGCGCGCACACGCCGCGACCCGGACGUCGUCGUCACCUGCAGAGGACGAGCACGUAGUGCGGUUUUUAAGUGCGGCGGCGGUCUGCGAGUCGCCACAAGACUCGCACGUCGAGCGCGACCGUCCAGAGCGGCCUUGCAGAGGUUAUUCGCGCCGGUGAUUUCGGCAGGAGGCAAAGUACGAGACGAGAGCACGUUUUGCCGACAACAAAGAUGACUAUCAAAACAAUGACAGCAACAACAACAAAAACAGCAGCGGCAGCCGUGGCUACCGCGACCACCCCCCGGAGGAGACGGGCGAGCGGUCUCGCUAAAAUGACGGCGUUCUUGUUGGUAGCCGCCGUCGUCUUAGCCGAUGUGAUCAGAGUCUGUGAAUGCCGUAACUUACGCGAGGACGACUACCAGCUGCAACGAGUUCGUCGACAAGAUUAUGAUGCAAGAGAAUUUCUAGCCGACGGUCCCGGAAGUGAUGAAGAUGAGGAUUCGGAAAGUCAAGAAGCGUCACCCGACGGUGCUGGUAACACAUUGCCCGUCAUACAGACAUCGGGACUUGUGGUAGAAACUAUUGAAGGCACAACGGUGAAUCUCCCUUGCAAAGUUCUCAAUGGUUCUGUGGACGAUUAUGCAGUAAUGUGGAUCAAUGGCACCAAAAGUAUAAUGACGGACUCUUAUACUAUGACUACAGACCCGAGGGUCAAACCUGGACCACAGUCAGAGACAUCUGCAGGAUUCCAGGAACACACACUUAUCAUUGAGCAAGUAACGCGAAUGGAUUCUGGAUCCUACACGUGCAGGAUAGCAUCAACACCCCCCGUUGAGAUAACCCAUACCCUGCGUGUCACACAUCCGGCCAAAGUCCUGUCAGUGCAAUCUGUGGGAUCCCCUGGGUUUUUGAAUAAUGGAGCCGCAAAAAAAUUAACCGUGAAACAAGGCGAACCACUGCAACUGGUGUGCACCGUGGCAGGAUACCCGGAGCCUACGGUGCAAUGGACCAAAAAGGCUAAAUACCACCAACAAUCGCAACAACCGUCUAUACCGUCUCUGGAUCAUGAUCAAAAGAACCCGGAUUCUGCACCAUUGACUCCCUCAACCACGGUCGUUUCGAAGACGAAUGAGGUCCGUAUCGAUUCUGUCGUCGCGUAUCGCGAUGCAGGUUACUAUGAGUGUUCGGCGCACAACAGCAUCACCACAGGAUCCUCCGCAGCCUCUGUGUCAGGAGGACCCAAUGCGGCGGCUGCACAUAUGGGAAUAGAAGUGGAAAUCGAAUUCUCGCCCGAAAUUGUUGUGCCCCGGCUCGUUGUCAACACCGGUGAAGGUGACGUCGCUCAGAUGGCGUGUUCCGUGCACGCAUACCCCAAAGUUAAAGUCACGUGGGAAAAGGAAAUAUUGAACGCGAACGGACCACAGUCAUCGGCACCCGUGGUUGCCGAAGGCCCCAACAGCCGGUACGAUAUUUCCAGGCAAUCGAUCUCCAGCAGCUCUUUCCAGGCCUUGGUAAACACAUCCGCGAUACCGGUCGGACCAACUUUCGUACUGAAAGUUAAACAAGUGCAAGGACCGCAAGACUUUGGUCGGUACCGGUGUCGGGCUGAAAACCGUGUUGGUGUCGCUUAUUCAGAUUACAUAACGUUGACCGGUUCACCGGCCAAGCCUCAAUCGUCGUACGUGCACGUCAAAGACAAGGCACCCGAACUGGCAUGGACCGUGGACAGUUCGUCGCCGCUACUCAAAUACCAGUUGCAGUACAGGCGACAACAGGAUUCAGCUGAUUCUUGGGUGGAUGUCAAGCCGCAGCCUCAGGUGCAGGUCGCCUCGUCUACUGGCGGCAACUCGGGCGACGAGCGUCGUUACACCAUGUCCUAUUUAUUCGGCGGCGAUAGCCAACCACAACAACAGCCGGCCGGAGAAUCCAUGAUCACGCCGAUUAUCCUGCGACGAGGCACCACGUACGUGGCCCGUCUCAGGGCUGAAAACGUUCACGGCUGGUCUGACUGGUCGUCGGAUAUCGUGUUUACCGGUGGAUUAAACGACGAUCAAGAUGCCAACGAGAUUACUCAGUACGAUGGACAUCAACAUAACGACAAUAUUUCGAAAGCUUCCGUCGCAGGCACAAGCGACGCAUCGGGUCUGCAGCAGUACUCUGCCUUGGUCACCUCCAUCGUGUUGGCCAUCGCCACUGUGGCCGUCACCGCGGCUUCUGUCAGCUGUUAGACCGUCGCCGGUCCAGCAGUCUGCAGGGAACGCCGUCGCCGUCGUCGCCGAACGUGUACCUCCAUCGUCACAACGUCAACAACGGCUGCGAAAAUCACCAAGGAAAAAAAUUUAUAUUUAUUAUUAUAUAUUAUUAAAUUUAUUACUAAACACAACAACGACACCAUAAUAUUAUAGGCGCACCGACCCGCUACCGACGUGCGCCUAAUACUCUCUUUCUCUCACACUAUCUCUCUCUCUCUCUCUCUUCAAAAAUAUUUGCGGUCACCGGACAACGGGAGGGGGGCGUAAGUAAAUUCAAAACAAUUAUACAUACUUAAUGAAACCAAAGACAGACACGAUGACGCCUCUACUAUAUUGCAGUAAUGAUAACCACCAUAUAUAUAUAUUAUAUUAUAACAUUAAAUUGUUGUCGUUAUAAUAAUUAUUAUUAUCGCCGCUUAUUAUUAUUUUUACAUUUCAUUAUUACUAUAAAACGCGAUGGAUGCACGACUGUUUUACGCGCCUCGACUUAUACGAUGUAAUACAAUAUAUAUAUAUAUUAUAUACCGCUAUAUAAUCAUAGACAUAGGUAGAUUAUUUAUAAUUGAUUAGGUUUAUUUAAACAUAUAAUUUAACGCGUAUUAUUACUACGACGUCGUGCGCUUAAAAAUGACUUAGCCGCCGCCGUCCCGCGUACUCGUCGUACCGCCGCCGUGAUCAAUGCCGCCGUCGGAGCUUUUUGAUUUUUAUUUCGAUCGCCCGUCGUCUGUAAUUUACUUUUUUACGCGCGAGCAUCGUCCACUCGCAAUUUCGAUGUCAUCAUUAUUUUUUAUUAUUAUUUUUACUGUACAGUCACACGUACCACGAUAUGAUAUUAUAUUAUUGUCGCCACACACCAUCGCGCGGGUAAUAGGAAUCGCGCACGCUUAUUGCGAACGUGUCACGUCUCCGGUGUCCUAUACUGCAGGACAUUUUUAGAAACGUCAUCAUUAUACGCUAUAGCAUGACAAUAUAAUGCUAAUAAUAAUAACACGUCCGAUGUGUAGGUACCUACGUACUUGGGUAGUAUUAUUUAUAUUAUUUAAUACACAUAUAGGUACGCGUGCACGUCGUUCGUAGAUUUUAACGAGCGUUAUUUGUUUUCUCGUAUAAUAUACGUCGUAUAGGUAUACGAUGACACGCGUGACCUGUGUACACACGCGACCCGUCGUCAUAAACGCGGGUCGUCGAAAAAACGGUUUUUUUCUCGUAUGUUUUUUACCCCUAAAAAAAUUGUACUCCCAUCGCGCGAGCUCCAUCGUAAUCGCGGCGGCAACGCGUUUUUCAUUUUUAUUUUUUUAUUAUUAUUAUUACUAUUUUUUUUUUUCAAAAAUUCAUUAGAUAUAGACCAUCUAUAUAUACAUAUAUAUAUAUUAUAUUAUCUUCCACCCGUGUGUCUGUAACGAUAUUUUAUUAUACGUGUUGUACAUAAAAAAUAUAAGAAGGGGACGACGCUUUUGUUAUUAUUAUUAUUAUUAUUAUUAUAAUGAUUUUUUUUCGUACAUUAUUAUUAUUAUUAUUAAUUAUUAAUAUUAUUAGAAUAAUAUGGUUUAUAGAGCCGCUACGAGCGCCUAUUAUGCACCUAAUUUAUAUAAAUAUAAAUAAUAUUAUACAUCAUUAUAUUAUAGUAAUAGUGCCGAGAUCGAAUUUUUUUUUACUACAAUGUUUAGACUGCUGCAACAAAUUAAAAAUUGCAUGUACUAUUUUAUACAUGGACAAAUGUAGAAAUCGAGCUUAUAUAAUACAAUAUACAUUAGUUAUAAUAUUACGAGAUAAUCAAAAUAUAAUACAAACAGUUAUUAUUAUAUUUUUUAUAACAUUAUAUUUAUAUGUGUUUAUGUACAUUGUGUAUCCACUUAUAUGUGUAAUACAUUAAUUAUAUAUACUAUACAAUAUAUAGAUAUAUAGAUACAUUAUAACGCUAGUUUUUUUUUUUUUGCUUUUGUGUGUAUUUAUUAUUAUUUUAUUUUUAUUUGUAUAAGAUUUACGAUGGCAACUAUUCUCUUAAUUAAUUAUAUAUUUUUACUAUUUGACUAAAAUACACAUAUGCAUAGAAUGCGAGCUUGUUAUACGUGUGUACUUAAAUAAUUCAUUUGUGCGACCGCUCGAUUUUUUUUAUUAUUAUUAUAAUUAUUAAUAUUACGUAUAUUAAUAUAAAAUGCCGCUAUGAAAUUAAUACAAUAAUUAUUAUGAUAUUAAUAUUUGUAGCCCCUCUCAGUGUCUGCAGUCUACUUUUAUUAUACUACACAAUACAUGAAAUAAAAUCAAAUUUAAAUAUAAUUAUAUUAUUAAAAAUA
This is a messenger RNA of Aphis gossypii (cotton aphid), 5055 nucleotides long. Its product is annotated as neural cell adhesion molecule 1-like. The transcript has 11 exons. Gene Ontology annotation, molecular function: protein binding. Lineage: Eukaryota; Metazoa; Arthropoda; Insecta; Hemiptera; Aphididae. The coding region runs from base 740 to 2737 and encodes 665 amino acids. The record is from RefSeq and is a predicted model, not a curated record. Gene Ontology annotation, cellular component: neuron projection.